Equus caballus (horse) is the source of this 1639-nucleotide messenger RNA. RefSeq names its product abasic site processing protein HMCES. The record is from RefSeq and is a predicted model, not a curated record. NCBI's taxonomy places the organism in Eukaryota, Metazoa, Chordata, Mammalia, Perissodactyla, Equidae. Gene Ontology annotation, molecular function: single-stranded DNA binding. Gene Ontology annotation, biological process: DNA damage response.
CGCGGGGAACCUCGCGGGAACAAGCCGCUGCUUGGGGGCGGGGCCUGAGGCCGCCGGCGCGGGCCUGCGGAGUCCCAGAAUCCGGCGGCGGCGGAGCGGAAGAGCCGCCCGGGGUGAGGUUCAGGCGACUGGGGGUGGCGAGAGGCGGCGUUGAAGAAUGUGCGGGCGAACAUCGUGUCACUUACCUCGAGAUGUGCUCACGAGAGCGUGUGCCUAUCGGAACCGGCAGGGCGAGCGGCGGCUCCCGGAGUGGAGGGACGCUGACAAGUAUUGCCCGUCGUACAACAAGAGCCCUCGGUCGAGCAGCCCGGUGCUUCUGUCUCGACUGCACUUUGAGAAGGGCACAGACUCUUCUGAGCGUAUCAUUGUUCCCAUGCGAUGGGGUUUGGUCCCAUCUUGGUUCAAAGAAAAUGAUCCUUCCAAGCUGCCAUUCAACAUUACCAAUUGUCGUAGUGAUACCAUAAUGGAGAAACGGUCCUUCAACGUGCCUCUGGGAAAGGGAAGACGCUGUGUUGUUUUAGCAGAUGGAUUCUACGAGUGGAAGCGAUGUCGGGGAACGUACGACAGGCAGCCAUACUUUAUCUACUUCCCCCAAACCAAAUCAGAAAAGUUAGGCAGCAUUGGUGCUGCAGACAGUCCAGAGGACUGGAACAAAGUCUGGGACAACUGGAGGCUGCUGACAAUGGCUGGGAUCUUUGACUGCUGGGAGCCCCUACAGGGAGGAGACCACCUGUAUUCCUACACCAUCAUCACAGUGGAUGCCUGCAAAGUCUUGAAUGACGUCCACCAAAGGAUGCCUGCCAUAUUAGAUGGAGAGGAGGCAGUCUCUAAAUGGCUUGAUUUUGGUGAAGUCUCAACUCAGGAAGCUCUGAAGUUAAUCCACCCUACAGAGAACAUCACCUUCCAUCCAGUCUCUUCUGUGGUGAACAGCUCCCGAAACGACAGUGUUGAGUGUCUGGCUCCUAUCGACUUGUCGGUCCAAAAGGAACUCAAGGCAAAAGGCUGCAGCCAGAAAAUGUUGCAGUGGCUGGCCACAAAGUCACCCAAAAAGGAAGACCCCAAAACACCCCAAAAGACAGAGUCAGAUGUGCGCCAGUUCCUGCCGAAGAGCCCAUCCUCGGUCAAGAGAAGCAGUGCAGUUCUCCUAGAGCAAUGGCUGAAGCAGGAGAAGGAGGAGGAGCCUGUGACCAAGCAACUUCACAGCGAGUAAUGCAGGACUUUCAGAGACCAACGCCAGGUUUGCUGCACUGAGUCCUGUUGCUGAUUACAGGGUCUUGCAUGUGUGUGUAUGGAUUUGCUUUGGGAGGAGGUAGCAUAUUGUUAGUGGACAUUUGUGGGUUCCUGGGGGAGUGGCUAUUCUGGUUGUGACCAGGAACCCAGUGUGGGGCAGAUAGGCAGCCUGGGAAGAGGAGGGGCCACCACCACAGGGGGCCUCUUAUGCCUGCAGCCUUCUCCUGCAGGACUUUUGGAGCCUUCCCUCGAAGCUUGACCCUGCUGGCAGUUCUAAGCCCUGACCUGACCUGAGCUGGUGCUGUUAGCGGAAGGCUGUUUUCUGCUCAACCUUUAAGCUCUAAGUUCUUUGGAAUUCAGUUCUUAAAACAUUGUUUUUUUAUGAAUAAAUUACAUUUGCUAAACUGCU